This is a messenger RNA of Cryphonectria parasitica EP155, 1027 nucleotides long. Its product is annotated as DnaJ-domain-containing protein. The coding region runs from base 114 to 785 and encodes 223 amino acids. The record is from RefSeq and is a predicted model, not a curated record. The transcript is spliced from 2 exons. Lineage: Eukaryota; Fungi; Ascomycota; Sordariomycetes; Diaporthales; Cryphonectriaceae.
GACACCGGUUCAUUCUGGGAGAUCUCGCUUCCCAUUUUCCUUCGCGUCGCCUACACAAUACCCCUUCCCAGCGAGGCCCAACACGGUAAGGAAUUCUUAAUCGAUCAGCCAGGAUGGCUUCAAAAGAAGAUCAGCCCGUUGACAACAGAGAUGUCACCGACAUCCUCGACGCGGAGGGCAAGGAAUGGGAAAAGGAUGCCGAGAUCGACCGCAUCCUCAAGGCCUUCCGGCUCGACGCCUACGCCGUGCUGGGCCUGAAGCCCGGCGUGCCCGAAUCGGACAUCAAGGUCCUCUACCGCAAAAAGUCCCUGCUCAUCCACCCGGACAAGACGAGGAACCCACGUGCGCCCGACGCCUUUGACCGGCUCAAGAAGGCGCAGACGGAGCUGAUGGACGAGAAACACCGCGCGGUGCUGGACGAGGCCAUCGCCGAUGCGCGCAUGCUUGUCCUGCGGGACCUGAAGCUGACGGUCGACAGCCCCGAGGCCAAGGAGCCCGACGCCGAAUUUGAGCGCAAGUGGGCGGACAAGACCAAGAUGGUGCUGAUCGACAACGAGCAGAGGCGGCGGCGCCAGCUCAAGGCACAGAUGCAGGAGGAGGGCCGCGAGCAGCGCAAGGAAGACGCCGAGCUCGAGGAGAGGAAGAGGAAGAGGCAGCACGAGCAGGACUGGGAGGCCACCAGGGACCAGAGGAUUGGCUCGUGGAGGGCCUUUCAAAAGGGCAAGUCGACCGGAGGCCCCGACGGCCCGAGUAAGAAGAAAAAGAAGAUGAAGCCCAUUGGCUGAGAGAGAGCGAGAGGGAGUGAGAGAAAGAGACCACGCGAGAAGGCUUGAAUGGCUAGAUCAUUUGCUUACUCUACAGGCGUGAUUUUACGUAGCAUAUGCGGCGAAUCCGAGCAACGCUGGGCGGAUUUCGGUGUCACUUUUGAUGUUGCACCGCGGACACGCCAUACGAUAGAUACCAUGGGUUUCCCUACACUGCUAGGCUUUUGCAGUAUGCAAAGCAAAUUCAAUUCUUUGAUUCACUG